Molecule: messenger RNA, 1752 nt
Organism: Penicillium antarcticum
Lineage: Eukaryota; Fungi; Ascomycota; Eurotiomycetes; Eurotiales; Aspergillaceae
Exons: 3
Coding region: 1-1752 (583 amino acids)
Biological process (GO): secondary metabolic process
Molecular function (GO): CoA-ligase activity
Source: RefSeq, a predicted model, not a curated record
AUGGCUGUCCCAACUACAGAUAUGGACCCUGAUAUCUACACCGACUUAUUGACCUUCACUUUCGGGGGUCUCAAGCCUUAUAACCCAAAUCAAACAUUGUUUAUUGAUGCAGAAAAUCCCUCGCGGUCGUUUACGGCCGCCCAAUUCCGACAGCUGGUCCGGACUCUAAUUUCGGGCUUGAAAGCGCAUAAUGUGCAACUAGGAGAUUGUGUGCUGUUGCAUCUUGGUAACAGUAUUUUAUAUCCCGCUUUGUUCUUCAGCAUUAUUGGCGCAGGCGGUAUCUACAUGGGCUCGAACCCCAGCAGCCUACCUAAGGAGCUCGACCAUAUCCUGACGCUCGCCGAACCCAAAUUAAUCCUCACAACCCGCGAAGCCCUCCCCUCGGUGGUUGAAGUCUCAGCUGACCAGGGCAUUCCCCGGGCCCAGAUCUGCCUGGUCGAUGAAUUUGCCCUUGACAACUGUGCGCGACUGUUUCUGUGGCGGGAAAUAAGGUACUCUCGGUACUUCUCAGUAAAAAGUGCAGACACCCGUCAUUCUAAUUUCGUUAAUCUGCUUUCCUGUGGUGAAUGUGACUGGCUUAAUUUUAAUGACUCUAUGGUUUCACGAACCACGCCUGCGGCCAUGUUCUCGACAAGCGGCACCGGCGGACUUCCUAAAGCAGCCAUCCUGUCCCACCACGCGAUUAUCUCGCAGCAUCGGUCCAUCUACUACGACGUGCUAUUUCCCGUCCGCCGCUUGAUGCCGCUACCCAUGUUCCACUUGUUUGGUGCCCUUUGGACACACCUUUUUCCUAUUCGAUAUGGCCACCCACUGUUUGUGCUACCACGUUAUGAGGUUCAAAAGUUCCUGUCCGCAGUGCAUCGAUACCAAAUUUCCGAGACGUACCUGGUCCCUGCUAUUAUCCACUCCCUCAACCAAUCUCCUCUGCAGAUUUCAGAUUACCUCUCAUCCAUCCGCUAUAUUGGGGUUGCAGGCGCACCUAUUGAUGCAGCCUCCAUACAGCAAUUCCGCAGCCAUCUGAAUCCUACGGCCUAUGCUUGUCAGAUUUGGGGAAUGACCGAAGUCGGCGCCACCUUCCAAACUCGAUAUGGCCAGUCUGGGGACCCAGGCAGUAUCGGCACCUGUCUCCCGGGAUACGAGAUCCGCUUGAUCAAGCAAGAUGGAAAGCCUGUGCAAGGAGACGGCGAGCCUGGCGAACUCUAUGUGCGUGGUCCCAGCCUGCUUACAGGCUACAGGGGCUGCACAGAUGCCCUGGAGCCUUAUGGAUGGUUCCGCACGGGAGAUCUCGCCUACUCAAAGCAGGGCCAAUUUUACAUUAUAGGCCGAACCAAGGAGCUGAUCAAAGUACGAGGAUGGCAAGUUGCUCCAGCAGAAAUAGAAGCGGUCCUUCUCCAGCACCCUGGUAUCACUGAGGCAGCUGUGAUCGGAUUGGAUAGACCUGGCCUGGACGAAGUUCCACGCGCAUUUGUGGUUCGCUCCCGCGACCCAGCUGGGACUCGUCUCACCAGCGAAGAAGUCUAUAACCAUGCACUUUAUCAUCUAGCCAGAUACAAGGCCCUCGAUGGCGGCGUUUUCUUCGUCGAGAAGAUCCCGCGUACGGCCAGCAGCAAAAUUCAACGCUUCAAGCUCUCCCAGAUGAGCCCCUACCGUGAAAUGGCCGUAUCGCUGCCGUCCGGGUUUGAAGGCAAUGGCGCGCGCGAACCCAAGGCCGAAGCCAACAUGCCGCCCGCCACCGUGACACCCGAAAGAUGA